AGGGUUUUGUUCUGAAAGCCUGGCAACCCUGAGCUCUACUGUCAUGGCGGAGACGGAGCGGAGUAGGAGCUGAUUCAGGAAGAGAUGGCGCUGUAAAGUGGGUUACCGCUGAAACUUCACUCCAGCAGUUCCCACAGCGACCGAGAGGAUUGUCUUCUCUUCGGAGGGAUCCCUGAAAGCCAAUGUCGGACGUUUCUUGCCUUAUAGUUUGUAGUUUUUUGCGGCUUAUCGGUGCGACUAACGUUACCUGCGCGGAAUCUCUUCAGCAUCGCUGUUUCCUGUUUGACGCGCAAACACUUCAAUUACAUUUUUGUUUAAAUGUCUUUACUUUAUUAAUCCGGCCGAGUUUGACACGCGUUGUGUUUCGUAUCUAGACUCACCACAGCGCGGUUUUGUCCUCCUUUUGACAAGUUUAUAGCUGUUUUUCUUCUCCACAGUAGAAUAAUUCCUGUCAGUCAGGUUAGUGACAUCAACCGGCGCUUCCCGCCGAAAUUAACGGAUAAACUGGCCUUGAAUGGAGACCAGGACCUGUUCUUCACCUCUGUCAACUUAACGUUAACGAGACAUUUCCGUACGUUUCCCCGUAGUUUAACUCGACGGUAGGGUCAGACAGGUGUCCCACCUGUUCCCCUAUCACCUGUCUCCGUCAUGGCGAGCGCAGGUGACAGCGCUGUCGGGAUUCCCAUCCGAGGAAUCCGCAUGAAGUUCGCCGUGCUAGCGGGGCUCCUGGAGGCUGGUGAAGUCUCCAACCGGGACAUUGUGGAGACGAUCUUCAAUCUGCUGGUCGGUGGACAGUUUGAUCUGGAGAUGAACUUUAUCAUCCAGGAGAUGGAGAGCAUCAUCUGCAUGGUGGAGCUGCUGGAUAAAUGUGUCUCCACUUGCCAGGCGGAGGUGUGGAGUAUGUUCACCGCCGUGCUGAAGAAGAGCUUGCGAAACCUGCAGGCCUGCACUGAUAUCGGCCUCAUCCAGCUGGUGCUCCAGCGCAUCGACCGGGUCGACACCAUGAUCGCAGAUCUGAUGGUGGACAUGCUGGGUGUGCUCGCCAGCUACAGUAUCACAGUGAAGGAACUGAAGCUGUUCUUCAGUAAACUGAAAGGAGAACAAGGCCAAUGGCCUCCUCAUGCUGUCAAGCUGCUUUCCGUGCUGAAGUGCAUGGCUCAAAGAAAUGGCCCAGAUUCCUUUUUCAGCUUCCCAGGGAAGAGUGCUGCGGCUAUUGCACUUCCACCUAUUGCAAAGUGGCCGUACCAGAACGGCUUCACCUUCCACACCUGGCUGCGCCUGGACCCCAUCAAUAACAUAAACGUUGACAAGGACAAGCCUUAUCUAUACUGCUUCCGCACAAGCAAAAGUUUGGGCUAUUCUGCACACUUUGUGGGCGGGUGUCUGAUUGUCACCUCUCUAAAGUCCAAAGCCAAAGGCUUCCAGCACUGUGUGAAAUACGACUUCAAACCCCAGAAGUGGUAUAUGGUGACCAUAGUGCAUAUCUAUAAUCGCUGGAAGAACAGCGAAAUCAGCUGCUAUGUCAAUGGAGAGUUGGCGUCGUAUGGUGAGAUCACCUGGUUUGUCAACACGAGCGAUACAUUUGACAAGUGUUUUCUGGGCUCAUCAGAGACAGCAGACGCUAACCGUGUGUUCUGUGGUCAGAUGGGGGCAGUGUAUCUGUUCAGUGAAGCUCUCAGUGCUGCUCAGAUAUUAGCCAUCUAUCAGCUGGGGCCUGGAUACAAGGGCACUUUUAAGCACAAGGCAGAGAGUGACCUGCUGUUUGCAGAACAUCAUAAGAUGCUGCUGUAUGAUGGAAAGCUGUCUGCCAGUAUCGCCUUCACCUAUAAUCCUCGAGCCACUGACGCUCAGCUGUGUCUGGAGUCCUCUCCCAAGGACAAUGCUUCCAUCUUUGUGCACUCACCACACGCCCUCAUGCUGCAGGACGUCAAAGCUGUGGUGACACACUCGGUUCAGAGUGCCAUCCAUUCUAUAGGAGGAGUUCAGGUUCUUUUCCCCCUGUUUGCACAGCUGGAUUUCCUACAGCACAGCGGCGACGAGCUGGAUUCUUCCGUCUGUUGCACACUACUGUUGUUUGUGAUGGAGCUGUUGAAGGGCUCUGUAGCUAUGCAAGAGCAGGUGCUGUCCUGCAAGGGCUUUCUUGUCAUUGGUUACUCACUGGAGAAGUCUUCCAAAGUACACGUGACACGACCUGUGCUGGACAUUAUCCUUGCCUUCGCCCGUUAUCUUAGCAACCUUCCGACUGGAGUUUUGCUCUUGAAACAGCUGUGUGACCACAUCCUCUUCAACCCUACCAUUUGGAUUCAUGCCCCAGCUAAGGUACAGCUGGUUCUCUACACCUACCUGGCCACAGAAUUCAUCAGCACCGUCAACAUCUACAACACCAUCCGCAGAGUUGGAACUGUACUGCAGGUCAUGCAUACACUCAAGUAUUUCUACUGGGUUGUAAACCCACUGGACCGCAGUGGAAUCACACCCAAGGGUCUCGAUGGGCCGAGACCAAAUCAGAAGGAGAUUCUCUCUCUCCGAGCGUUCCUGCUGCUGUUUGUCAAGCAACUUAUCAUGAAGGAUCAUGGCGUAAAGGAAGACGAACUGCAGAGUAUUCUGAACUACCUGCUCACAAUGCAUGAGGAUGAUAAUCUGAUGGAUGUUCUUCAGCUUCUGGUAGCACUGAUGUCUGAGCACCCCAGCUCCAUGGUUCAAGCCUUCGAUCAGCGGAAUGGAAUACGGGUCAUCUUUAAGCUGCUUGCAUCCAAAAGUGAAGGGAUUCGUGUGCAGGCACUCAAAGUCUUGGGCUACUUUCUCAAAUAUUUGUCACCAAAGACAAAGUCAGAGGCCAUGCUGGCUCACGGUCUGUUCUCUCUGCUGACUGAACGAUUGAUGCUCCACUCGAACCAGUUCACAGUCACAACAUACAACGUGCUCUUUGAGAUUCUUACGGAGCAGAUCUGUACUCAGGUCAUUCACAAACAGCACCCAGACCCUGACUCCACCGUGAAGAUUCAAAACCCUCAGAUCCUAAAAGUGAUAGCUGCUCUCUUAAAGAACGCUCCUCCAGGAACAGAAACCAUGGAAGCACGGCGUAUCUUCCUCUCAGACAUGAUCAAACUCUUCAACAACAGCCGGGAGAACCGCAGGAGUCUGUUGCAAUGCUCGGUGUGGCAGGAGUGGAUGCUGUCUCUGUGCUUUAUAAACCCCAAGAACAGCGAGGAGCAGAAGAUCACAGAGAUGGUGUACGCCAUCUUUCGCAUCCUCCUUUAUCACGCCAUUAAGUAUGAGUGGGGCGGCUGGCGCGUGUGGGUGGACACACUCUCCAUCACGCACUCCAAGGUCACCUUUGAGGAACACAAAGAGAAUCUGGCCCGCAUGUUCACUGAGUACCAGCGGAUGGGUUCUGAGGGAGGAUCUGAAAGCAGAAUCAGAACAAUAUCUGGCACCAGUCACGAUUCUCAGUUCCUUGCCUCAGCCAAUGGUGAGCUGAAUGCAGAGGAGACCGCUCCAUCUACUGUAAUUGAGCUACGUGUGGAGGAGAAGGUCACCGAUCAGCCUGGAGACAGUGAGGAAACGAGGACCCAGAUCCCAGUCACAGUGUCUAACAUUCUGGCUAGAGAUGAGGAAGAGAGACAGACAGACAGCGUUGCUGCUUCUCCACAGAAAGGGGAUGAAGGAGAACAAGAUGCUACGAAAGAACCAGGAAAGGAUAAUGAAGUGAAAAGUUUGGAAGACAAUCAUAAAACGAAGGCUAACGUUGAUGGAGAGCUGGAAAGAGUUGAGGCUGACAUCACAAUGACUGAAGGUAGAGCUGAUCUGAGUGUGACAGAUGAUGCUGACAGUACUCGGACUGUGAAGCAGUACUCUGAAGCUGUGAAGAUGUCAGAUGAAGAUGAUGGCAAAACAAGCACUGCUGAAACUGAACUAAAUGUUCAGGUUGAAGAUAAAGAGAAAGGACCUGGAGAUUCUUCUCCUGAAGCUGUAAAGGAAGCCAGAGUGGAAGAAACCUCUGAGACUUCGGCCCACCAGGAGACCAGCACAACUUUGGCCUCCGUCACGAAGGAAGAUAGCACCGAUGUUUCCUCAGUCAGCAACUUCGUAAAGGUCAGUGAUGACAGCACGGAGGAGUCUUCUUUUGUUUCAGCCACAGCUGGAGAGACUGAUGACAAUGGUGCUGAAAAGGAAGAUGAAGGACAGGAGAAAGAAAAGAAUCUAGAAACCGAUAAAGAUGUGAAGCCACUGCAAAAUGAGAAAGUAGAGGAAUCCGAGGAUGCACCAGCUGCCAUGAUGGAGGUGGAUUUAAACCAAAGCACCUCCACCGAUGAGACCAAGCUUCACACAGAGACUACAGCGUCUACAGCUAGCCCUAGCACUGAGAGUGUCUCGCAGGAUCCAGGAACUAACCAAGACACCCUGAAGACAGCAGGGACCGAGACCUUAGCAACUAAAACCAAAGAGAUUAAAAUUGCUAGACUGGAUGUGUCAAGUGUGGCCUCAGACACAGAGAGACUGGAGCUGAAGGACGCCUCAACAACAAACCUGAGCCCAAAUCAGGCAACUGCCUCAAGCCCCUCAGCUCAGGGCAAUGAGGGCUCGUCUUCGGCACGGUCCACCAUGUUCCGUAUCCCAGAGUUCAAGUGGUCUCAUAUGCACCAGCGUCUUUUGACCGACCUGCUGUUCUCCAUCGAGACCGAUGUGCAGAUGUGGAGAAGUCAUUCGACUAAGACAGUUAUGGACUUUGUGAACAGCAGUGAGAACGUGAUGUUUGUGCACAACACUGUCCAUCUAGUCUCUCAGGUGGUGGACAACCUCAUCAUGGCCUGUGGAGGAAUCCUUCCUUUGCUGUCUGCAGCCACCUCUUCUUCGCAUGAGCUGGAGAACAUUGAGCCGUCUCAGGGUUUGGCUGUGGAGGCGUCACUGAUGUUCUUGCAGAGGCUGAUCAAUCUCGUGGACGUGCUGAUCUUCGCCAGUUCACUCAACUUCACUGAAAUUGAAGCAGAGAAGAACAUGUCUUCUGGAGGAAUCCUGAGACAAUGCCUGCGUCUGGUGUGCGCGAUGGCUGUGAGAAACUGUCUGGAAUGUCUCUCUCUCUCUCUCUCUCUCUCUCUCUCUCUCUCUCUCUCUCUCUCUCUCUCUUUCUCUCUACUGUCCAGAUGUCCUGUGGACAUUGUGACAGGAGGGAUGUCUCCUAUCAGAGAUUUAGACCGGCUUCUGCAGGACAUGGACAUCAAUCGUCUCCGUGCUGUAGUGUUCAGAGACAUAGAGGACAGUAAACAGGCUCAGUUCCUGGCCCUGGCAGUGGUCUACUUCAUCUCUGUACUCAUGGUAUCCAAAUAUCGAGACAUCCUUGAGCCACACAAUGACAAAAGACAUGCCCAGCGCUCACAGUCUGUCAGAAGCACAGAGAGUGUUCAGUCUGAUCUUGAGAACGGUUUGUCUCAUCAUCGAGAAUCUAGUAUUGAGGAUGCGAAAACCUCAGUCAUCCCCAGUGAUGCCGAGACACGGACCGGCCCGGAUGCUGUAUCUGAAGCCCUGUCUACUUUGUCCUCUGAAGUCAGGAGAGGUCAGGAGGUCACUGAUAGAGACAGCAAAGGAAAAAACGUCAAUGUCAAGGAUAUUCUGAGAAGUCUGGUUGGUGCUCCCUCUGAUGAAAUUAUGGUGGACCCUAGCCUUAUACCGCCCGGGUUUCUGGGUGCAGUGGGCGAUGCUUCCCGUGACCAGUCCGUCCAGUUUCACUCCUUUGACAGGAGUGUUGUUGUGGCACCUAAGAAAAUGGGUGGGGCUCCCUCACCAGGAAUGAGUACAGUCUCCGCAGCUGCAUCCGUCCCAUCAGCCACUGCUGCAUCCUCAGGUGAAACUACAGACAACAGUGUGUCAGUGGUGUCCGCAGGAGAAGCUGUUCAGAGCACAGAGUCCGCCCCAGGAGGAACCUCCACCAGCUCCAACCUGCCAUCUGUCCCUGCUUUACCCCCAGUGACCCAGAGCUCCACCCCCAACAUGAGUAUCUCAGAGAGGUUGGAACAUGCUCUGGAGAAGGCAGCUCCUUUACUCCGAGAGAUUUUUGUGGAUUUCGCACCGUUCCUCUCUCGCACACUGCUGGGCAGUCACGGACAGGAGCUGCUCAUCGAGGGCACCAGUCUUGUGUGCAUGAAGUCCAGCAGUUCUGUGGUUGAACUGGUCAUGCUGCUGUGUUCUCAGGAGUGGCAGAAUUCCAUCCAGAAGAACGCGGGCUUGGCCUUCAUCGAGCUUGUGAACGAGGGCAGACUGCUGAGCCACACCAUGAAGGACCAUCUGGUACGUGUAGCUAAUGAGGCCGAGUUCAUUCUGAGCCGCCAGAGAGCAGAGGACAUCCACAAGCACGCGGAGUUUGAGUCUCAAUGUGCUCAGUAUGCCGCUGAGAAACGCGAUGAGGAGAAGAUGUGCGAUCACCUGAUCAGGGCUGCCAAGUACCGGGAUCACGUCACGUCCACCCAGCUCAUCCAGAAGAUUGUGAACAUCCUCACAGAUAAGCACGGAGCCUGGGGCUGCUCUACUUUCAGCAGACCGCGGGAGUUCUGGCGCCUGGACUACUGGGAAGAUGACCUGAGGAGACGUCGGCGCUUCAUCAGGAACCCGUUUGGGUCCACACACUCUGAGGCCACGCUCAAGGCUGCAGCAGAGCAUGCUGCUGGUAUUAAAGCUCCAGAGGAGGACGUGCUGAAAGGCAAACAGUCCAUCAGGAGUUCAGUGCUGGGGAAUCAGAACUCGGAGAGUGAGCUGCUCUUGGAGGACGAUGACACUCUCUCAUCCUUGGACGAGAAAGACUUGGAGAACCUCACAGGGCCUGUUAACCUGAGCACCAGCGCACUGUUGGUUGCACCCGCUGUAGUGGUAAAAGGCACACUGUCCAUCACGGCCCUGGAGUUAUACUUUGAGGUGGAUGAAGAAGACCCGAGUUUUAAGAACACUGAUCCCAAGAUUUUGGCCUACACAGAGGGUCUGCAUGGGAAAUGGCAGUUCACAGAGAUCAGGGCAGUUUUCUCUCGCCGCUAUCUGCUACAGAAUACAGCGCUGGAGGUCUUCAUGGCCAACAGAACGGCAGUCAUGUUCAACUUCCCAGAUGCGGCCACAGUGAAAAAGGUGGUGCACUGUCUCCCCAGAGUUGGAGUAGGCACGAAUUUCGGCCUUCCUCAGACCAGACGGAUUUCUCUGGCCAGUCCGAAACAGCUCUACAAGGCCUCCAACUUGACCCAGCGCUGGCAAAGACGAGAGAUCUCCAACUUUGAGUACCUCAUGUUCCUCAACACCAUCUCUGGCCGUACGUUUAACGAUCUGAACCAGUAUCCUGUGUUCCCCUGGGUAAUCACCAACUACGACAGCGAAGAUCUCGACCUCACUCUCCCCAGCAACUACAGAGAUCUGUCCAAGCCCAUUGGUGCACUCAACCCAAAGAGGGCUGCAUUCUUCUCUGAACGCUUUGAAUCAUGGGAGGACGCGCAGGUGCCCAAAUUCCACUACGGCACGCACUAUUCCACCUCCAGCUUUACUCAGAUGUGGCUACUGAGGAUUGAGCCUUUCACGACAUUCUUCCUGAAUUUCCAAGGUGGGAAAUUUGACCACGCGGAUCGCACUUUCUCCUCAGUGUCCAGAGCCUGGAGAAACUGCCAGAGGGACACGUCUGAUGUGAAGGAGCUGAUCCCUGAGUUCUAUUACCUCCCUGAGAUGUUUGUCAACUCCAAUAAUUACAACCUGGGAGUGAUGGAUGAUGGGACGGUGGUGUCAGAUGUGGAGCUGCCGCUCUGGGCCAAGAGUCCUGAGGAGUUCGUUCGCAUCAACCGACUCGCUCUGGAGAGUGAGUUUGUGUCCUGUCAGCUGCAUCAGUGGAUCGAUCUGAUAUUCGGAUACAAGCAGCAGGGACCUGAGGCCGUCAGAGCUCUCAAUGUCUUCUACUACCUGACUUAUGAAGGAGCAGUCAACCUCAGCUCCAUAUCUGACCCCAUGCUCAGAGAGGCUGUGGAGUCUCAAAUCAGAAGUUUUGGACAGACACCCUGCCAGCUGCUGAUCGAGCCCCACCUGCCACGCAGCUCUGCCAUGCAGGUGUAUCUCCUUCUGCAGACCCCACUGAUGUUCACAGAGCAGAUGCAGCAGGACGUCAUCAUGGUACUCAAGUUCCCGUCCAACUCACCUGUUACCCACGUGGCUGCCAACACACAGUCAGGCCUGACCAACCCAGCGGUCAUCACAGUCACCGCCAACCGCCUCUUCGCCAUCAACAAGUGGCACGGCCUCACUGGUCAUCAGAGCGCUUCUAUGCAAGACCAGCAGUACCAGUUACCAGUUGAGAUUGACCCUUUGAUAGCCAAUAAUGUGGGCAUUCACAGGAGGCAGAUCUCAGAUCUGUUAGAUCAGAGCAUCCAGGUAAAUGCUCAGUGUUUUAUCAUCACGGCCGACAACCGCUUCUUGCUGCUCUGUGGCUUCUGGGACAAGAGCUUCCGCAUCUACUCCACUGAUACAGGUAAACUGACACAGAUUGUGUUUGGCCAUCUUGAUGUGGUGACCUGUCUGGCGCGCUCAGAGUCAUACAUUGGCGGAGACUGUUACGUUCUGUCCGGCUCCAGAGAUGCCACAUUACUGCUCUGGUACUGGAACGGCAAGCACAGCAGCAUUGGAGAGAACCCUGGGACAGAAUUCGUGACUCCUCGGACGAUCCUGACGGGUCAUGAUUGUGAAGUCACGUGUGCGAGUGUGUGUGCAGAGCUGGGACUGGUCAUCAGUGGCUGCAAAGAGGGUCCGUGUCUCGUCCACUCUAUGAACGGUGACCUGUUGAGGACUCUGGAGGGUCCAGACGGCUGCGUGCGGCCCCGUUUGGUUGUGUCCUCCACCGAGGGUCACUGUGUCAUUUAUUAUGACAAGGGCCACUUCUGUGUGUUCAGCAUCAACGGAAAACUGUUGGGACAUAUGGAGGUGGAAGACAGCAUGAAGGCGAUGCUGCUCAGUAAAGAUGGCCAGUAUCUGCUGACCGGAGGAGACGCAGGAGUUCUCAGCAUCUGGCAGAUUCAUGAUCUCAAGCAGCUCUUCACUUACCCGGGAUGUGAUGCUGGAAUACGCUCUAUGGCUAUGUCACAUGACCAAAGAUGCAUCAUCACUGGGAUGGCGUCUGGUAGCAUUGUUCUGUUCUACAAUGACUUCAACAGAUGGCACCACGAAUACCAAACUAGAUACUGACCCCGUGAGGCCACAGAGGGAACAGAGCAACCACGACCCUUCAUACAGACACUACCAACUACCAAGAGGCAUGAAUGUAUUCUAAAUAUUUAAAAAGCAAAACUAUUUUUUAAAAAUGGCAUUGCUAUAUUUUGUAGAUCUUAUUGAAUUUCUUACUAUAUAAAUCCUAGGGAGGGGUUAUAUACCUAAUAUUUGGAGGAAAAGAAUCUAUUUUUAGCCGUCAAAGUCUAUUUUCACCUUUGCUCUUGUGAAAAAGACUGGUCAAUAGCUAGACGACUCUAUUUGUGUAUAGUGUCUAUGGAUAGCUGAUUUGGUUGUGUAACUUAGGGAGGGUGAGUUUGUUUUUUAAUUCUUUCCUUCUCAUUUGCUGUGAUUAUUUUGACAGGAUGCCUCUAAACGUCAUGUUUUGUAGUUUAAUAGCUCAGUUCCUAAAGCUAACAGGAAGCUGCCUCAUUUUUUGGGGAGAAUUAUGGGAAUUAUAUUCAUAGAUUAAAUAGAUAGCCGUCUGCAGACAUAUCAAGGCAUCCACUUCAAAUGUUCACUUUAUGAAUGGAAAAGUGGCCUCAAAUGAGAGAAAUCUGAAGUUUUGUUGAAACGUGAGUGGACCUCUUGUGUGAUCAUGUAAUGAUGUCGCUUUAGAAACUGAAGGGACGGAUUCUGCAUAUGAAGAGAUAGUAAUUUAGAAAUUAUAUUAAUUAUCUUCAUGGUUUGGGGUGUGUUUUUAUCUUUUUUGUUUGUUCCACAUCUAUCAAGUGUUCCAGAAUGUAACCAUUUUUUUUCUUUUCUUUGAGGAGAUGCAAGUGAUGAUAAAAAAUAUGAAUGUCCAUUUCAAGUGUCAUCAAAUAGUCUUUUUGUCAUUUCACCACUGUGCUUUUACCCUUAGUGUAUGCAGACAUGAAUGAGGGCAGAGCGUCAUAUUUUGUUAGCAAUCUAAGUUGAGAUCAAAACUAAAAUUGGAUAAAAAAAAAUAAAAAAAACUUUACAAUAUUUCACUAUAUGUGGUUCAUAAUACAUCCGGCUCAAGAUAUAACCCUAUAGAUCACACUCAGGGCAAGCAGGGGUCUGUCAAAUUACAAAGAAGAGUUUAUUUCUUGGUUUGAGUCAGCUAUGGUGUGAUUCUGACAUUGACAAUGCAGUCUGAUUCCUUUGGUUUGGUUUGGUUCGUUACUGUUGUAUCAUGUUAUAUCUCAGCUAAAUCACAAUCAGAUUGGAAUGAGCAUCUUAUGACGUGUGUGAUGAACUCAAACAAUAAAAUGGCAUUUUGUACCAAUAAAAAA
Sinocyclocheilus anshuiensis is the source of this 10472-nucleotide messenger RNA. Its product is annotated as lipopolysaccharide-responsive and beige-like anchor protein. Gene Ontology annotation, biological process: intracellular protein localization. Gene Ontology annotation, cellular component: cytosol; membrane. The record is from RefSeq and is a predicted model, not a curated record. Lineage: Eukaryota; Metazoa; Chordata; Actinopteri; Cypriniformes; Cyprinidae. Gene Ontology annotation, molecular function: protein kinase binding. The transcript has 57 exons. Bases 649 to 9195 code for a protein of 2848 amino acids.